Messenger RNA from Colletotrichum truncatum, 1344 nucleotides. Lineage: Eukaryota; Fungi; Ascomycota; Sordariomycetes; Glomerellales; Glomerellaceae. The record is from RefSeq and is a predicted model, not a curated record.
AUGCACGUACCCUUUCGGCGGCUCCAGCUCCCGCUCCCUCUCCGAACAUUAGCAAAGGGGGGGAGAAUGCCCCUCCAUAACCUUAACAACCCCUCAUCAGCCCGGGUAUCGCUAAUCUCGAGGCACUUGCAACAUUCGGAGCGGGCAACUACUUCAAGCGCUCAGCAACAACGCCAACACUCCACCAUGUCUUCCCAACCACCACACCCGACCCUCCUUAUCCCAGGACCUAUCGAAUUCGACGAUGCUGUACUGCAGUCUAUGAGCCACUACAGUGAGAGCCAUGUCGGUCCUGGCUUCGUCAACACCUUCGGCGAGGCUCUGUCCAUGCUGCGCCAGCUCUUCCAGACCACCGAUUCCCAGUCGCAACCCUUCGUUAUCUCUGGUUCAGGCACCCUCGGAUGGGACCUCGUCGCUGCCAACCUCGUCGAGGCUGGCGAAGAUGUCCUCGUACUCGCCACCGGUUACUUCAGCAACGGCUUCACCGACUGCUUCAAGACGUACGGUGCCAAUGUCACAGAGCUGAGGGCCCCUGUCGGCACCCGUCCCCAACUGCCUGAGAUCGAGAAGGCACUUUCGGAGAAGAAGUACAAGGUGUUGACCGUCACCCACGUUGACACCUCUACCGCCGUUCUCAGUGAGCUUAAGGACCUGGCUUCUGUCGUCAAGAAGGUCUCCCCCGAGACCCUCAUCAUUGUUGAUGGUGUGUGUAGUGUGGGCGUUGAGGAGAUCAAGUUCGACGAAUGGAAACUUGACGGUGUGAUUACCGCCUCCCAGAAGGCCAUCGGUGUCCCCGCUGGUCUAUCGAUAUCUAUGUUCAGCGGCAAGGCUAUGCAGGCUUUCCAGAACCGCAAGACCCCGCCUGCCUCGUACUUCGCUUCGUUCAAGAACUGGACUCCCGUUAUGCAAAACUACGAGGCCAAGAAGCCCUCCUACUUCGCGACGCCCUCUCCUCAGCUGAUUCAUGCCCUUCACACCGGUCUCACUCAGAUUCUGGCCCGUCCCCUAUCUGAGCGCUUUGCCAAGCAUAAGGAGGUCUCCGACAAGGUCAAGAAGGUUGUUGCGGACCUUGGAUUGAAGCAGGUUGCUGCGAAGCCUGAGGAUCAGGCCCACGGCAUGACCGCCAUCUACCUCCCCGAGACCGUCAAGGCCACUGAGCUGCUGCCCAGCUUGGCCAAGAAGGGCAUUGUAUUUGCGGGUGGUAUCCACAAGGAGAUCGCGCCCAAGUACAUCCGUUUUGGACACAUGGGUGUCAGUGUGACGGAUCCCAACCGAAAGGACAUUGACAAUGCCAUCAAGGCGCUGCAGGACAGUCUUACGGAGGUUGGCUACCAAAAGCCUUAG